Messenger RNA from Thermothelomyces thermophilus ATCC 42464, 579 nucleotides. RefSeq lists its product as uncharacterized. The coding region runs from base 95 to 538 and encodes 147 amino acids. NCBI's taxonomy places the organism in Eukaryota, Fungi, Ascomycota, Sordariomycetes, Sordariales, Chaetomiaceae. The record is from RefSeq and is a predicted model, not a curated record. The transcript is spliced from 2 exons.
UCGCCGCCGAACGCGAAAUGAUCCCGCUCCGCGACUGAGAACCAGGAUCCGUAACGCUCGGCGGAGGCUAAGAACACAGCUCGAGGCCCGCAGGAUGCAGUUUGUGAGGCACCUCGGGCACGGCGGGAACGGGGUGGCUGCCGCGUUUCGUUUCCCAGAUCCCGGUCCCAACGGCGAGAGAAGGUACCUCGUUGCCAAAUCUAACCACACCGUCAACGGAGACAUAUAUAUCAGCUGGGAAAGAGGUCAUACCAUGAGAUUCCGAAAUGCCAUGCAUAUAGUUCAGCUGGAACAGCCGGCCCCGUUGGUCAACCGGCGGAGAUCCGAGAGGAUACGAGCGCGCACCCCGGGCCACCCGGAUGGUUCAUGGCCAAACCACAUCGCCGAUGUCAACAAUAUUCUGUUCCUCGAGUACCUGCCCAGAGGGAGUCUACACAAGGCACUGUGCACCAUGCAGAGCAGACAGAUGGUGGUCCCGAACCGGGCCUUGUGGCACAUGUUUCACUGCCGUAAGUUAAUGUCGUCGACUAUUAAUUAAUUACCGGGCUUUGUUCUUGCGCAUCCCUGACAUCUUUUCUC